Molecule: messenger RNA, 1636 nt
Organism: Siniperca chuatsi (mandarin fish)
Lineage: Eukaryota; Metazoa; Chordata; Actinopteri; Centrarchiformes; Sinipercidae
Product: mas-related G-protein coupled receptor member A8-like
Exons: 4
Coding region: 82-981 (299 amino acids)
Biological process (GO): phospholipase C-activating G protein-coupled receptor signaling pathway; positive regulation of Rho protein signal transduction
Cellular component (GO): membrane
Molecular function (GO): G protein-coupled receptor activity
Source: RefSeq, a predicted model, not a curated record
GGACAAAACUGUAGACCUGACCUGCAUACGGAACUCAUUCAGGUUUUCGUCCUGCAGCUUUCAAAGGUUUCACUCUGAAGAAUGGACGAUUUCUACAUUAACAGCACUUCACAGGACAAAAUCUCUAGUUACAGCAAUAUCACCUCUGACUACUAUGGCAGCAUCAUCUCAGAAUCCUAUGAUUUUAAUAGAAGAGAUGGAUUCAUCAUGCAUGUGGUGACAUACAUUAUCAUUUGCAUUGGCCUUCCUGUGACCCUCGUGGCCAUCUAUGCUCUUUAUUCUCUGGUGCGAAGCGAUCAUGUUGUUCCGAUCUACGUCAUCAACCUUCUCGUUUCUGACAUCAUUCAGUUCUGCUGCAUGAUCGUUCAGGUGGUACAGCUACAAGAUUUGAAGAUAUCAGAAAUCUUCAUUUCUUUUUACCUCUCUGGUCUGAUUGCCAGUGUUGGCUUCAUGGUGUGUGUCGCCCUGGAAAGGUAUUUGGUCAUCGCCUGCCCACUGUGGUACCGCUUCAGACGAAGCAUCAAGACCUCUGUGGUGGUCUGUGUGGUGGUCUGGGUCCUUCCUCUUGUCUUUCUCCUCACUUUCUUAUUAAGGGUUGAACCUAAGGUCCCAGUAACCAUCUUCAUCGUCCUCCUCCUCCUUCCCUUCCCAUUGUUCAUAUUCUUCCUGGGUGGGACCCUCAAAGCCCUGUCUGCUUCCAUCUCAGUCUCCGCUGAAGAAAAACGCAGAAUUGUGGGAACUUUGGUCCUGGUGCUGCUUACUUACACGCUGCUGUUCCUGCCCACCAUCAUUGGGUACCUGUCAAAGGGAGCAAGAGAUAACGUUACCUUCAGAAACCUGUUUGUCAUGUUUGAUAGGUUGAGUCCUUUUGCAGACUUAGUUCUGUAUGUUUUCAUGAGGAAAGGGACCAUAGACCAGCUUUUGGCCUCUGUGUGCUGUUGCAGAAUGGACAGUAAUGAUGUCAGCAUAUCGACAGUAUGAAUGAUGACAACAUUUACAGUCAGCUUCAUGCAGGCAGAGAAAGAGGGAGAGAGAGGAAGGGGAGAAAACAGGAGGAGAAAUGUGGGAAAAUAGAAAGGAUGGAGACAAGACAGAUACUGUCAUCUACUGAUAUGAUUUCCAGUAAGACACCUAGCUGUAGAUAAAAGGAAGCUUUGUUUUGACUCUGCUGUGGGAGAACUGGUUGCUGGGAAAUGUUUUGGUAAACUUGUUUUGGUUCACUGUGACGGCUGUUUGUGGAUGAUUUUAUUAGUUCUUUGGCUGUAAGUUUGGCUGUUGUUUGACUGUUAAACACAGGGAGAGCAUCUUAACAAGUCUAGGAUUUUUUGAUUUGUCAUACACAUUUUAAUUUAGUUCCAGAGUUAUAACUAAUGUAUGUGUCCAAAACUGUAUUUGUUUUGCUUUUUUGUUGUUUUUUGUACGAAUAUAAGAAAAAUACUACAUAUUGUGUGUUUAUCUUUAUUUAAAACAUGUUUUAGUGGUAGGCAUGCUAGUUUUUAGGAUGUGAUCAGAGCAGGUAUUUUGCAACAGCUGUUGUGUGCUUGGCAAUAUGGAUAAAAUCUCAUAUCACAGUAUAUGCAAUUUUAUAUGAAAUUGUAAAUUUUCUGGAAAUUCAAUUAAAAAUCUGUUUCUAGAC